CCCUCCCCUCAUGUGCUGCCUGUCCCCCCAGGCGUGGGCUAUGGGAUGAUGGUGGUCUCCACGUACAUUGGCAUCUACUACAAUGUGGUGAUCUGCCUCGCCUUCUACUACUUCUUCUCCUCCAUGACACGGGUGCUGCCCUGGACCUACUGCACCAACCCCUGGAACACCCCCGACUGCUCCGGGGUGCUGGACGCCACCAACGGCUCUGCCGCACCACCCCUCAACCUCACCCAGCUCCUCAACCACACGCUCAAGCGCACCAGCCCCAGCGAGGAGUACUGGAGGCGGUACGUGCUGAGGCUCUCGGACGACAUCGGGAACCUGGGCGAGGUGCGGCUCCCCCUGCUGGGCUGCCUGGGCAUCUCCUGGGUCGUCGUCUUCCUCUGCCUCUUCAAGGGCGUCAAGUCAUCAGGAAAAGUGGUGUACUUCACAGCCACCUUCCCCUACGUGGUGCUCACCAUCCUCUUCGUGCGCGGCAUCACCCUGGAGGGCGCCGUCACCGGGAUCAUGUUCUACCUGACGCCACAGUGGGACAAGAUCCUGGAUGCCAAGGUCUGGGGAGACGCUGCCUCCCAGAUCUUCUACUCUCUGGGCUGCGCCUGGGGGGGGCUCAUCACCAUGGCAUCCUACAACAAGUUCCACAACAACUGCUACAGGGACAGCAUCAUCAUCAGCAUCACCAACUGCGCCACCAGCGUCUAUGCCGGCUUCGUCAUCUUCUCCAUCCUGGGCUUCAUGGCCCAGCACCUGGGCGUGGACGUCUCCCAGGUGGCCGACCACGGGCCCGGCCUGGCCUUCGUGGCCUACCCCGAGGCCCUGACCCUGCUGCCCAUCUCGCCCCUCUGGUCCGUGCUCUUCUUCUUCAUGCUCAUCCUGCUAGGGCUGGGCACGCAGUUCUGCCUGCUGGAGACACUGGUGACGGCCAUUGUGGACGAGGUGGGGAAUGACUGGAUCAUCCGCAGGAAGAUGUUUGUGACGCUGGGCAUGGCCGUGGUGGGCUUCCUGCUGGGCAUCCCACUCACCACCCAGGCUGGCAUAUACUGGCUCCUGCUGAUGGACAAUUACGCUGCCAGCUUCUCCCUGGUCAUCAUCUCCUGCAUCAUGUGCGUCUCCAUCAUGUACAUCUACGGUACGUUCCCCAUCUGCUGGCGCCAUGGCAACGGUGGCCCAAAGAGCAGCUCUCAGUGCAGUUUCUGCCUGCUGGAGACACUGGUGACGGCCAUUGUGGACGAGGUGGGGAACGACUGGAUCAUCCGCAGGAAGAUGUUUGUGACGCUGGGCAUGGCCGUGGUGGGCUUCCUGCUGGGCAUCCCACUCACCACCCAGGUACGGGCACGGGGCUCCCUGCCGGGCGUCCCGCUCACCACCCAGGCUGGCAUCUACUGGCUCCUGCUGAUGGACAAUUACGCUGCCAGCUUCUCCCUGGUCAUCAUCUCCUGCAUCAUGUGCGUCUCCAUCAUGUACAUCUACGGGUGGCAGGCUGACAGGGAUGUGGGGCUGGUAGGUGUGGGGCCCGUGGGACACAGGGACCUGCUCUGCUCUCCACCCCAGUGCAGGGGCCACGGGCAGGCCUGGGGUCCCCGGCUGAGCCCACCCCCCCACUUCUGUGCCCCCCAGUUCAUCCUGGUGUUCACGGUGAUCCAGUACCGGCCCAUCGCCUACAACACCUACGUCUAUCCCCCCUGGGCCAUCAGCAUCGGGUUCCUCAUGGCGCUGUCCUCCGUGCUCUGCAUCCCGCUCUACGCCGUCUACAAGCUCUGCCGCGCCGAAGGGGACACGCUGCUCCAGCGUUUGAAAAACGCCACCAAGCCGAGCCAGGACUGGGGCCCGGCGCUGGCUGAGCACCGGGCCGGGCGCUACGCCCCCGCCCCCGCGGCCCGCCUGGAGGUGCAGCCGCUGAACCCCGAGAAGCCGCGGAGUGAGGACGUGGCCCUCCCCGUGCAGGGCAGCAACGGCUCCGCCCACAGCCAGGACUCCAGACUGUGACCCGGCCCCAGCCCCUGCGCCCCCGACCCGCCCUGCUCGGUGACGCACUGCAGUGCCCCCGGCUGGGGGAGCCCAGGCUGCACCGGGCACCGCUGGGGGCUCCCCGUGUGUGUGUCCUCUCCUCCUCCCCUCCCCACGGUGUGUGUUCCCCCUCGUGUUUACAGUAAGGGCCCCGCAGCCGGGCCCAGCGCACCGCCGACAGGAGGGGAGCGGCUGCCCAGCCCGCCCGCGGGGGGCCCGCUCGGCCGGGGCCGAAGGCGCCGUGGAGGGCGUGUGGACCUCGGGGGAGCAGCUCGGCCCCUGCCCAGCCUGUGACUGGGGUACAGGGAAGCCAGGG
This is a messenger RNA of Chrysemys picta bellii (western painted turtle), 2326 nucleotides long. Lineage: Eukaryota; Metazoa; Chordata; Testudines; Emydidae. The record is from RefSeq and is a predicted model, not a curated record.